Molecule: messenger RNA, 1554 nt
Organism: Coniosporium apollinis CBS 100218
Lineage: Eukaryota; Fungi; Ascomycota; Dothideomycetes
Exons: 2
Coding region: 1-1554 (517 amino acids)
Biological process (GO): transmembrane transport; carbohydrate transport
Cellular component (GO): membrane
Molecular function (GO): carbohydrate:proton symporter activity
Source: RefSeq, a predicted model, not a curated record
AUGUCGUCCCUCCUCAAAAAAUUCUACCACGACAAAGUGAUGCAAGUCGUCCUCUUCUCCAGCACAGCAAUCGCCCUCUACGGCUACGACCAGGGCAUGAUGUCCCUCAUCAACACCAACACGGACUACCUCUCCACGAUGGGCAUCCCGGAGUCCUCCCCCCUCGUCGGCUUAAUCGUCUCUGUCUACUAUCUCGGCUGCGCUGUUGGGGCUGUAAUCUUCCAGUGGGCCGGCGACAAGUACGGCCGCAAGCCCGCCAUCUUUGUGUGCCUGGCGACGGCCAGCUUGGGGAACCUGAUCAUGUUUAUCGCGGGGCUGGGAUACUCCAGCGGGGCGCUGGGCGUCAUGUUCGUUGGGAGGAUCGUUAUGGGGAUAGGCGUCGGAGGCGUCGACGCCGUGAUUCCGGUCUACAGCUCCGAGCUGAGCGAAGACGAGGCGCGCGGAAAGGCGCUGGCGCAGGAGUUCCAGAGCAACAUCUUCGGGCUCAACAUGGCGUUUGCGAUCAACCUGGGCAUCACUGUGGCGCUGGGCAAGGCGAACCAGUGGGCGUGGCGGGUGCCGAUUCUCUGCAUGCAGGUGUAUCCCGUGCUGCUGCUGCUGUUCAUACAGAGGCUGCCGGAGAGCCCGCGCUGGUUCGUGUUCAAUGAGGAUAGGGAGGCUGCGCAGAAGAGUCUGGAGGCUAUCUAUGGCGAGGAUGAGGGGAAGAAGAAGUGCGAGGAGCUGGUCCAGAGCCAUGAUAAGGAGGCGGAUCAGAAGGUGAGCUACAGGGACAUGUUCACGCCUAGCCACCAGCAGUUCCACCCUACUAUGAUCACGAUCAUGGGACAGGUCAACCAGGCCCUGACGGGCUACGGGGCGGUGUCGGUCUACGGCCCGCAGAUCUUCGAGCUCCUCGGUUUCCCCGUCCGCACCUCCGAAUAUCUAACCCAAGGCAACUACGUCUCCUACCUGCUCCUCAUGACCUUCGCCUGGAUCCUCAUCGACGCGGUAGGGCGACGCGCCCUCCUCGUCUGGAACUCACUCAUCCUAACCGUCUGCUUCGCCCUACUCGCCCUCCUCGGCGGCCUCGCCUUCAACGCAGACAACCUCGGCAUCUCGAACCUCGCGCCCGCCAUCCCGGGCAUCAUCGCGCUCUACCUCGCGACCGGCGCCUUCGGCAUCGGCUGGCUGGCGACCGUGUGGCUGAUACCGACGGAGAUCUUCCCCACCACCGCACGCGCGCAGGGGACCGCCGUCAGCGUCAUAAUCUGGGGCCUGGCGAACUUCGCGGUAACGCUGCUCACGCCCAUCCUGUUCAACAACCUCGAGUACUUCCUCUUCGCGGCGUUCGCGGUCACGAAUCUGUUCGCGGGCGCGUGGACGUGGCUCUAUCAGCCUGAGACGGGGGGCAGGAGCUUCGAGGAGAACCAGGAGUUCUUUGAGAAGGCGAAGGAGGUCGGGAGCUGGAGGGUGAGCAGGGUUGCGGGAGGGAAGUUCUUGAAGAUGCCGUAUGGAGACGAGGACGCGGAGAGGACGCCGUUGUUGAGGAGGGUGAGGGAUCAGGCGUCUGUGUAG